Messenger RNA from Phytophthora sojae, 1733 nucleotides. RefSeq lists its product as hypothetical. Lineage: Eukaryota; Oomycota; Peronosporomycetes; Peronosporales; Peronosporaceae. The transcript has 18 exons. The record is from RefSeq and is a predicted model, not a curated record. The annotation marks the transcript as partial.
AUCUAGACCUGAGGGUCGAUACUAGCAGCGGCAGGCUGCCGAUAGCCGCCGUUCUCGGCGGUGUUGGCCGUUCAACUUCAUAUCUAGACCUGAGGGUCGAUACUGGCAGCGGCAGGCUGCCGAUAGCCGCCGUUCUCGGCGGUGUUGGCCGUUCUACUUUACAUCUAGACCUGAGGGUCGAUACUGGCAGCGGCAGGCUGCCGAUAGCCGCCGUUCUCGGCGAUGUUGGCCGUUCUACUUUACAUCUAGACCUGAGGGUCGAUACUAGCAGCGGCAGGCUGCCGAUAGCCGCCGUUCUCGGCGGUGUUGGCCGUUCAACUUCAUCUAUGCAGUGCCUACAAACUAAUGCCGGUCGCGUGCGCGGCUCGAAUCAUCUAGACCUGAGGGUCGAUACUAGCAGCGGCAGGCUGCCGAUAGCCGCCGUUCUCGGCGGUGUUGGCCGUUCAACUUCAUCUAUGCAGUGCCUACAAACUAAUGCCGGUCGCGUGCGCGGCUCGAAUCAUCUAGACCUGAGGGUCGAUACUGGCAGCGGCAGGCUGCCGAUAGCCGCCGUUCUCGGCGGUGUUGGCCGUUCUACUUCAUAUCUAGACCUGAGGGUCGAUACUGGCAGCGGCAGGCUGCCGAUAGCCGCCGUUCUCGGCGAUGUUGGCCGUUCUACUUUACAUCUAGACCUGAGGGUCGAUACUAGCAGCGGCAGGCUGCCGAUAGCCGCCGUUCUCGGCGGUGUUGGCCGUUCUACUUCAUAUCUAGACCUGAGGGUCGAUACUGGCAGCGGCAGGCUGCCGAUAGCCGCCGUUCUCGGCGAUGUUGGCCGUUCUACUUUACAUCUAGACCUGAGGGUCGAUACUAGCAGCGGCAGGCUGCCGAUAGCCGCCGUUCUCGGCGGUGUUGGCCGUUCUACUUUACAUCUAGACCUGAGGGUCGAUACUAGCAGCGGCAGGCUGCCGAUAGCCGCCGUUCUCGGCGGUGUUGGCCGUUCUACUUCAUCUAUGCAGUGCCUACAAACUAAUGCCGGUCGCUGCCUACAAACUAAUGCCGGUCGCGUGCGCGGCUCGAAGCACCUGAGGGUCGAUACUAGCAGCGGCAGGCUGCCGAUAGCCGCCGUUCUCGGCGGUGUUGGCCGUUCUACUUCAUAUCUAGACCUGAGGGUCGAUACUAGCAGCGGCAGGCUGCCGAUAGCCGCCGUUCUCGGCGGUGUUGGCCGUUCUACUUCAUCUAUGCAGUGCCUACAAACUAAUGCCGGUCGCGUGCGCGGCUCGAAGCAUCUAGACCUGAGGGUCGAUACUAGCAGCGGCAGGCUGCCGAUAGCCGCCGUUCUCGGCGGUGUUGGCCGUUCUACUUCAUCUAUGCAGUGCCUACAAACUAAUGCCGGUCGCUGCCUACAAACUAAUGCCGGUCGCUGCCUACAAACUAAUGCCGGUCGCGUGCGCGGCUCGAAGCGUGCCGGCGGAGCUGGCGGCGGCCGCGAACAACACAUUUUGCCACAUUUUCAAAAUCUAGACCUGAGGGUCGAUACUAGCAGCGGCAGGCUGCCGAUAGCCGCCGUUCUCGGCGGUGUUGGCCGUUCUACUUCAUAUCUAGACCUGAGGGUCGAUACUAGCAGCGGCAGGCUGCCGAUAGCCGCCGUUCUCGGCGGUGUUGGCCGUUCUACUUCAUCUAUACAGUGCCUACAAACUAAUGCCGGUCGCGUGCGCGGCUCGAAUCGUGCCGGCGGAGCUGGCGGCGGCGGCUAA